AUGGUCCGGGCACUUCAUCCUUGGGCAGUAGCUCUAACGAGCAUUGCAGCUGGAGUCAUGGCGGAGACAUACGACUACAUCAUUGUUGGCGGAGGUACUGCUGGUCUCACUGUCGCCGCGCGGCUGACCGAGAAUCCGGCCGUUAACGUACUUGUCCUUGAGGCCGGAGGCGAUCAUACGGAGGACUUGAAUGUCCUCGCGCCGGGCCUCUUUCCCGCCAUGUACGGCAACCCAACCUAUGACUGGGACUAUAAGACCGUCCCUCAGCCUGCCGCUAAUAACAAAGUCGUCGCCCACAUUCGUGGCAAACAACUCGGCGGCUCCAGUGCGAUGAACUUUAUGUUCUGGACGCACCCGUCACAGCAAGAUAUCAACAACUGGGGCGAGCUAGGUAACAAGGGCUGGUCAUGGGAUGCUCUAGCUCCUUAUUUCCAGAAGUCCGAGUCUUUCGUUGCCCCGACGAAACAGCAAAUCAGCGAUCUCCGCCUCGACUACCUGAAGCCGAGUGCCCACGGCACAAGUGGUCCCAUCGCCAAUCGAUUCCCUGCGACCUACAGUCCUCUCCUUCAGGCAUGGCCUCGAACCAUUGAGAACCUUGGUCUGGCUGUGAAGAGUGAUCCGCGGGAAGGCAAAGCUGUGGGUGGCUAUGUUAACCUACUCAACAUUGAUGGAGCUACGAGGAGCUACGCCGCCAAUGCAUACCUCGGCCCCGCACGCACGCGCUCCAACUUGAAAGUUAUCACGGAAGCUUUUGUAAGCAAAGUACUGCUCAGCAAGGGCCGGGAUGGGGUGACAGCUACCGGUGUUAAGUGGACCAAAGGAGGUGCCCAGUACGACGCAACUGCUUCGAAAGAGGUCAUCCUCGCGGCGGGCUCCAUUGCCACGCCGCAGCUCCUCGAAUUAUCUGGAGUCGGUGACCAGAAGCUCUUGAAACAGUAUGGCAUCGAUGUUCUUGUCGACAACCCUGCCGUCGGCGAGAACUUGCAGGACCAUGUCUAUGUUCCUCUCGGCUUUGCUACCAAGCCUGGAGUCCCGACCAACGAGGACUACGCCAACGGGACAUACUUCCAAGAGCAACUCGAUCUAUAUCUGCAGAACAAGACUGGCCGUCUGGCAUCCGCGGGUGCCAGCUCUGCUGUGCUUUCUCUAAAGCAGAUUGCCUCUACCCUGGACUUCAACUCUCCGUGGUUGAAGAGCAGUAGCCCUGCCCUUGUCGAACAGUAUCGUCUCAUCAUCCGCGAUCUGAAGUCUGAAGCAGUCGCGCAAGAACUCACCAUUGAGGGCGGCAUUUCACCUCAAUUCUCUGCGGAUUCGACAAAACUUUUCUCGGCCGGUUCAGCUGGAAAUUUCCUAUCCAUCCUCGGCGUCCUCGAACACCCGCUAUCAAGAGGCUCAAUUCAUAUCCAGUCCGCCGACGCUACAGUUUACCCCAAGAUUGACCCGCGCUAUCUCUCCAACCCGCUUGACGUUCAGCUCCUGAAGCUUAUUGCUCUCCACGUGCAGACCGUGGCGCAGACGAAGCCCUUGAGCGAUCUUCUCCAGGGCGACGGCACCGUCUUUCAGCCAGGCUACCAGAAGCUCACCUCGGAUAAUGUGGAGAGCUGGGUCCGCAGCAGCAUGCAGAGCGAGUACCAUCCUAUCGGUACUUGUGCGAUGCUUCCGCGAGCCAAAGGCGGAGUAGUUGAUGAAAAGUUGAGGGUCUACGGAGUCAAGAAGUUGCGCGUUGUUGACGCCAGCGUGUUUCCUCUUAUCCCUAGAGCCAACAUCCAGUCCUUGGUAUAUGCCGUAGCAGAAAGGGCUGCGGACUUCAUCAAGAGCUCUGCAUGA
Colletotrichum truncatum is the source of this 1827-nucleotide messenger RNA. Its product is annotated as Glucose oxidase 1. Gene Ontology annotation, molecular function: flavin adenine dinucleotide binding; oxidoreductase activity, acting on CH-OH group of donors. The record is from RefSeq and is a predicted model, not a curated record. NCBI's taxonomy places the organism in Eukaryota, Fungi, Ascomycota, Sordariomycetes, Glomerellales, Glomerellaceae.